AUGGUACGAACAAGAGCCACAGCUUCAGGAGCGAAUAACCCUCGCAACGAGGUGGGGGGUACAUCUCAUCAACAUACGGCUGAGAUGGAGGCUCGAAUAGCCCAAAUGUCUAGGGACAUGGAGGUCCUAACUCAGCAGAACAUCCGUUUGCAGAGGCGGCUGGCAGAUGAACGGGUUCCUGAAGUACCUGGAGGACAUGAAGAAGGAGAAAGCAACACCCUCGAGGAAGAAGACAAGGAGAGUAGAAGCCUCACGGAAAGAACUCAACCUGAAAACCGGUCUCGGCGAAUUGAAGGAGCCGUGAAUCCUCCUCCUAGUGAAGGGAUGGUGAAUCACCAUUAUGAAGAAAGAAGGCUCAACGAAGCCAUUGCCACGCUCGAUGAGAAGUAUGAAGAAAAUCCAACUGCCGAAAAAAAUUCAAAAUUCCUGCUAUUCAAAAUUCCGGCUAUCCAAACUUAUGCCGGGGUUGAAGAUCCUACUGAGCACCUGGACAACUACAAAACGCACAUGGAUUUGCAGGGAACUCCGCAAGAAUUAGCGUGCCGAGCCUUCCCGCUCACCUUGUCCGGUUCUGCUUGGGACUGGUUUCGAAAACUCCCACCGGGUUCCAUCACAAGUUUUGAAGAUCUCGGACGAAAAUUUAUUACCCAAUUCCUAGUUGGGUGCAAACGGAAGAAGCCGUUCGGUCAAUUAAUGGUGAUGCGGCAAAAGGGAGACGAAUCUCUAAAGGAUUAUGUGAUCUGGUUCAACCAGGCAAAGCUCAUGGUGGAUAACCUGACCGAGGAGAUGGUUUAUGCCGCUCUUUAUCAAGGAUUACGGGUAAAAGGGCCUCUCAUGUCCGAGAUUGCUCUCAAUCAUCUUGAGAAUCUGGCCGAUCUCACGGACGUGAUUGAGAAGUACGUUAAUCAGGAGGAAAUCCUUGCGGCUCUGAGGGAGUCCCACAAACAAAAGAUUGCGAAGUCAAGCAAUCUCGGCAAGAAGGAAAAAGCCGGGAAGGAAGAAAAACGGACCGAAACAAAAAAGGAGCCUGCGAAGUAUUACCAGUUUUCCAUAGAUGAAUGGACUCCUUUGAACUCUCCAAUUAACGAGGUACUGAUGGAAAUCAAGAGGGACCCACAGUACGAGAAGCCUUACCCGCUCCACAACAAAUACGUGAAAGAAGAAAACAGAAAUAAAUACUGCGCGUUCCAUGAUGCACGAGGCCAUGUCACCGAGGAAUGCCGAAAUCUCAGAAUCUUGAUUGAGAAGUUCAUCAAAAAUGGAAAACUACUCCGUUUUACUGUAGACAACCAGGGCCAGCCUCGGCAGAAUCAAGAGUCUCGCGAGCAUCAAGACAAAGAGUCGAGACAUAGAGAUCGCUCCCUUCAGAAGCACCGGGAAGUUUGUCGAGACAGGAGGAGGUAG
This is a messenger RNA of Alnus glutinosa, 1404 nucleotides long. RefSeq lists its product as uncharacterized. The transcript has 2 exons. Lineage: Eukaryota; Viridiplantae; Streptophyta; Magnoliopsida; Fagales; Betulaceae. Bases 1 to 1404 code for a protein of 467 amino acids. The record is from RefSeq and is a predicted model, not a curated record.